AUGUCCAAAAUUACAAAAGCCCCUCGUUACCAAUGCCGUACUUGCAAGUCGACCUUUAAUAACAGUCGAACAUAUAAAAGAUGUCUCGAACGAUGCAUGACAAAUAGGGCAGAAUUACUUGCCAAUGAUGAAGUUUCCCAAACUGUCUCUCUUCCUGAUCAAAGCCAAGAAAACAUCAACACACGCAGUAGUGAAGAUAUGGAUAUCAUUGACAGUACUGAAGAUGAUGAGUCCAUGUACAAUUUUGGAGAAGAAUGCGAGAAUGUCAUUGACAAAAUUGAAGGCACCACACCCUCGCUAGUCUUUGAUUUUAGCCAGUCUCUUCCUGUUCCCAGCAACGAUGAUAAAAAGAAUCUCGCGUUCAUGCAGUUGAUCCAAGAGUUCGGAAUUUCUCGUCGAGCCCAUGAAAAGAUUGUAGAACACUUCAACCAGAUCCUUGAUUGUUCUAUCAAUAUUACGUACCGAGCAUGCAGCCCACACCUUGGAAACAAGCUUCUUGAGCGCUUCUUGGGUAUCAAAGCAGACGGAUACGACAUUUGCAUCAGAGGUUGUAUGCAGUUCAACAACAAGAAUGAUAUCGCAUGCGUAAAAUGCGGUGAAGCAAGAUACAAAAAUGGCCAAACUAGCGAAAGUGACACCAGAGUUCCUGUGAGAUCGAUCGUACAGCUUCCUUUGGCCAGACAGCUUGCUUUGUGCUUGGCUGAUAACAAGACCAGGACUGAAAUGCUCUAUCGUCAUAACCACCAAUCCAGCCAAGAUGGGCAGAAAGCAGAUGUUUUUGAUGGUCAUGUAUACCAAUCUAUGAAGCAUCUGUUUUCUGGUGAAAACGAUAUUGCGAUUUCGUUGUCCAUGGACAGGUUCAACCCACACAAUGUACCUGGAUCAGUAACCAUUGUUCAUGCAACUGUCUUGAACUUGAAUCCGACGAUCCGUUAUGAGAAAAACAGGAUGAUCCAAAUAGCAAUGCUUCCUGGUUGCACUGGUCCCAGUGACAUCUGGUCUUUUCUUGAGCCAACGCUGAGAGAUCUCCGUUUGCUCCAGACAGAAGGCAUGGAAGUAAAGACACCGCCGACAACGAUCAGGGCAAAGGUACAUGUCCUCAUGGACACUGGCAAUAUUCCAGCUCUGGCAAAGCUGGCAUGCCAUGUUGGCCACACGAGUAAGAAUGGCUGUCAUAUUUGUCACGUAGUGGACCAAACUCCUAAACAUGGCCAGUACUUCCGCAUGUUGCCUGGAACCCAGACGCGCUCACUGGAGAGUUUCAGAAACUACAAUCUGGCAAGCAGUGCAGACAGAAAGGGGCUCAAUGGUCAGUCACCAUUAGCCUCAAUGGAAACAUUCUCUGGCCCGUUUUUUUUCGCGUUAGACGAGAUGCAUGGUCUGUGCCACGGAAUCAGUAAACAGAUAUGGGGACUUGUACGCGGAAAGUAUGGAAUCAAGCAUUCUCUAUGUCUUUCUCUUGCCGCUCAAAGGGAGAUUGGUGCUGCAAUGGUAGCCGCAAAAUCCACAAUCCCUACAUUGUUGCAUGGUGCCUGGAGAGACGUGACAAAGAAUGCCAGUUUCUUUAGAGCUGUGGAUUGGGCAGACUUUUUACUCUUUGUUGUCCCCACAUUGGAUGCAGAGCGUGUCCAGGACUUGGUUGCCCAAAAUGUAUUACUUGGCCUGGUUCAAACAUGCAAUUUACUCAUGAGCUGGGAGUUAUCAACAGAGGAUCAAACCUCGAUAAGAAGUAAUCUUGUAGAAUGGAACUUAUUCCUAGAGAGUCUUCUUUCUACAGCAGAUAUUGACAUUGGCGUGUUCACAAUUAACCAGCACAUUAUUCAGCAUUAUCCUCAGAUGAUUGAUCUAUAUGGCCCGCCAAGAGCAUAUAGCACACGAUCCGUGGAAAGAGCCAUUAGUGAGUACUUCAGGUCCAUCAAGAGUAACUCCCAAGUCAGUGUCAAUGCUGGAAACAUCAUGAUCAGACUGGCGCAAUCCCGGCGUGUAGCAGAACUGACAACCGUUGCAAACACAAAAACUCCACCAGCUAACCUUCUAGUUUACAGUGCAUAUACCGAUGGGUGGCCUGUUACAGAAGGAGGUGAUCCUGCCAAUGCUGAGUGUGAGAUUGAGUUCUGGGGGUCUUUGAAGAAUUUAACAAUUUUCAAUAGCUUUGAAGAUAGAUCUCAUCUUUCAUUGCUUCUUAAAACGUUUCAUGAUUUGAAGGGAGAAGAAUUUAGUAUGCUUGAGCCUUCCAUAAAGACAAGCCGCAAGGCCUAUCUUAAUGGUUGUGUUAUUGACGCUGCAUUCAACCAAAGUUCUACAAGAGAGGCAUGUCAUAUUCAUGUGCAGCUACAAGUGGACAUGAACUCCAGAAGAUCCCGCUCUUAUCGUCCAGGAUAUAAGCAUUUCUUCGGAAAGGUGGUUAUAUUCUUCCAACAUGUACACAACUCGAAGAGAUGGCCACUAGCUCUCAUAACCAUAUAUAGUGUGCAUUUGGAAAAUGGAUUGCCUAUUACAUCUGUAGUAAAGCCGAAGACUAUAGUGAUUCAUGCCAGUGACAUUGUAGAGUUGGUUGGCUUGGUGCCAUCAAAUGUCAAUGGUAGCCAUUACAUCAUUUGGCCUAGCCUUAAACGUGGCCCAAAAUUGACACUUGGUGCCUUAAGUGAUAUAUAA
Molecule: messenger RNA, 2655 nt
Organism: Phycomyces blakesleeanus NRRL 1555(-)
Lineage: Eukaryota; Fungi; Mucoromycota; Mucoromycetes; Mucorales; Phycomycetaceae
Exons: 4
Coding region: 1-2655 (884 amino acids)
Source: RefSeq, a predicted model, not a curated record